AUGAAAUUCAGCUUACUGUACAUUCUAUGCAUUCUAUAUUUAUUCGUUAUUUUAAUAAACUCCUCAGACGAUUUAGUGUACGAAAAAACAAAAAGAUUUGUAAACGAAGCUGACGAAUGCUCUCAGGAAGAUAUAAAUUUCAUGGACGAAUACACCACAAAAUUAUACUGGAUAUGGACAAAUAACUUUUUCAGAUAUUUACGAGUCAAAACAUAUAUUUAUGAAAAUGAUAAGAUUUACGAAAAAAUAAAAAGACAAAAUAACAACAAGGUUGAUGUACUGAAGGAUGAUUUUUUUAAUUAUAAUGAGAGAGAUGAAUUUAUAAGAAACGCAUUAACAAUUUUGUCAAAUGAGAAAUCUCUGAAGAAAUCGAUAAAUAUACACAGCCCUAAGAAGAAAAUAAAAUUUUUUCAAGAAUUAUCCGAAAGGCGAUUAAUUUACCUGUUAAUCAGAGAAAGAAGAAAUUUAAUAAAUUCAUGGAACAAAUUCAAAAUGUUUGAAAACUUCCGAGAUGUUUUAAAUUCUAAGUAUUAUUAUCAUAAAAAGAUUUCACAAAAUCAGUGGGAAUUUAAAGCUGACGAUAAUGUAAUACCUGACCCAAAUGAAAAAAAUGAUGACGAUAAAAACGCCCAAGUAAAAAAUAAAAGAGUAAAAAAUGUUAUCACGUUUAACAUUGCUGAAAUACCGCUCAUGAAGGACAUACCAUUUGACUUCUAUGACAAGAAUAAGUGGAACAACUAUUUCUACUCCUUCAGUGAUGAUGAAUAA
This is a messenger RNA of Plasmodium gonderi, 768 nucleotides long. RefSeq lists its product as hypothetical. NCBI's taxonomy places the organism in Eukaryota, Apicomplexa, Aconoidasida, Haemosporida, Plasmodiidae. Bases 1 to 768 code for a protein of 255 amino acids. The transcript has a single exon. The record is from RefSeq and is a predicted model, not a curated record.